CUUUAUUAGAUGACAUGACAAAAUCGUAUGAAGCUGUUGAUCAAACUUAUAGCUCUCAAAAAAUCAAAUCUACAGGAACUAGCAUCCAACCCACCGGAAUCGAUUUUCCCCAAACUCUAAUGUCAGAUUACAUUGACUUGUUGAACGGGUCGUAUUCCUAUGAUAAUUUGAGCACUUUAGAACCUGUAGAAUACCUACCUUUAACUCAAACAACGACAUUAAAUGAUUGGACCAAUUUACUAAUCUCAAAUGACAACAAUGAUGAUUUGCCUUUACUAAUCCCAAAUGAUGAAGGGGGGCAUAAUAUAAGAACAUGUAUUUCAAAAGAUAAAUGUCCUUUACAUGUAAACAAGAUCAUAUGGAAGGAAGUUAAAGGUGGACUUACUGUUUCGCAAAAUGGUUAUAAGGGAAAGAUUAAUGUUGAUGAUUGUUAUUUUGAAAUUAAAGCUAAAGCGAAAAAAAUUAAACAAGGGGACAUACUCAAAUCAUCUUGUAAUUGCGCCAGAAAGGGAGAUGAACAAUGCCAUGAGAUCGCAAAGUCUUUGGGUGGACCUGGAAACUGUAUAAAUUGUAUGUCAUGUUCUAAGAAAAUGAACAUUCAAAUGAAAUCAAUAGAAAAUAGAGUUAAAAAUGAGGGUGGUAACUACAUUGUGACUUGCGAUAAUAAAACGGACACUAAAACUAUUACACAAAUCUUCAAACCAUAUGUAGGUGAUCCAACGACAACAAUUAUAAUUCGUUUCCCCACUAUUCAUUCCGAACUUUGA
Messenger RNA from Dentiscutata erythropus, 767 nucleotides. The record is from the annotation of a GenBank genome assembly. NCBI's taxonomy places the organism in Eukaryota, Fungi, Glomeromycota, Glomeromycetes, Diversisporales, Gigasporaceae.